ACAAUGCAGUUGAGAGUCGUGCCGUGCGGUUGUACCGUCUAGUUGGUGUUCUCUCGGUUGAAUCCCAAAAGAAUUUUUUUUUGGGUACAGUGUGGUGUCCUCUUUGGGGAGAACUCUGUGUGUGCAUUUUUGCGCAGUUUUCAUCCUUUUAGGGAGGAUUUUUCUCUUAUCGUGAACUUUUAGGAAAUUUUUGUGAAUUUUUUUUGCUCAAGACUGAUAUUGAAAUUUUGUGAGCUUCGAAGGAUUUUUUUGAACUUGAAAAUUAAUUGAGAAUUUAAUUGUUGAAAGGAGAAUUGCUUAAAACACAGACUGAUUUUCUUUUAUAAAUAAUUUUUGUGUCUUUGUGGAGUUUUUUGUGAGGGAGGAUUUUUUUGGGACAAUUGCAAGAAGGUUUUUUUACGCGGAUUAGCAGCACAAAAGUGAUUAACAGACUGAGGCAAAGAUCAGAAUUUUUCUUAUCAAUAUCUUCAUGGAAUUUCUUAAUUGCUGAGCUCUAGAAAAACUAGCUAAACAGUCGGCUUUCAAAAAGGGGCCACACCAAGCACCUGCCUGAGAGCUUUUCACCCCCACACACACAAAAAGGGCUUCUCAUACAAGGAAUUGCCUGAGAAAUUGCCAUCAUAAUGCAAAAGCUACGAAAACAAACUACACUCAUCAUUCCAAACACCUAAAAAGCUCAAAUGGGAAUUGGAAUUUAUAUCAGAAGGAACGCACAUUUUGAGAAGACUGAUGUUGGAGAUUUAAGAAGUUGCUCGAAGGGGAUACAAACGAAACAUAAAUCAAUUGCAAAUCAAUCACGAAAAUGUCCAUCACAGGUUCACUUGUUGGAUAUGAGAAUAACAAUGAGAUUAGUGGCAAGAAGAAUCGUUCACUGCUCAACAUAUCGGGAUCUACGAAGCAAUGUCCAAGUCUGAAUUCUAGCAUAAGCAACAGUGUUAUUACGUCAUCUAGUGCUAGCACCGCAGCCAAGCAUCCAAAUCCAGCGUUGAUGGAGAGGAAGACGACGAAUAGGAGACGCUUCCAUUUCAACUCGCUCUGGUCCAUUUGGUAUGGAAUUCUCAUGACACUGAUGACGGGCUAUCUCGCCAUUCAGGGUGCUCAUCGAUUUCUCGUUUGUUCACUGUUACAAUGGAAAUUGGAUGCACCGUCCGUUGAGUUGAAUAUACAAAUUAUUUUAUGCGGUUUCGUCUUCCUCAUUCUACCCAUCUUCUUCAUCACAACGAUCUUUAAGAUCGGAAAUCUCGCCAAUGAUGGCAUCAAAUUGGCAAGUGGAGCUGGAAAGUGUUCAGCAGAACCACCAGAUGGUCUCGAAGAGGAAGCAAAAGGUGGUACACUGAGGGCACUAUGGACACAUGGGGGACCAACUUCGGCAUUCUUGCACGUUGUUGCCGCACUCGCCCUCCUUAUACCACGUCUCCUACUCGAAGCACGCAUGAUUGAGAAUGGAUUAUUACCAAAAGAACACAUUUGGCGCACUGAAUUGGAUUUUAUGGUAACGCAUCGGGAUCGAUUAGUCAUCCUGUCGUUUAUGACGUCCCCAUAUCAGAAUGCUACACCGAAUGGUGAGUCAUCAUUAAUCACGGGCACUGCAGGUGGUGGAGCCCUUACGGAAGAGUAUCACGGGGGUGGAACAACUUACGACGCCGAUGCGCACUUGAUUGAGAAAUUUGGGACAAUUGACGACGAUGAGGAGGAGUUCUUUGAGCAUCAUGAGCCAGUUGUGACGACGGUGGCAGCGGAAAUUCCGGAAGAACGGCAUCCGGUGACGUAUCAAUCCACACCGGUGGUGGAGAGUACACCUGGUGGACGACGAGGUGGUCGCAAUCGGGGAAAUCAUAGAUCUUCAUCGAGAAGGGUGAAUAAUGACCCUGAGAAUAAUUCAUACCGUGCCAGGAAGCAAAAAGGCAGCAGCAGCAACACACGAAGGGGAGAAAAUCUCGAUGAUGUUGAUGUGAAUUUGGAGCUGAGACCUGAGAAGGGUGUACCAUUUGAGAGGCUAAACAACUACGAUGGUACGGUGUUUGAGGUGAGUCGCAAUGGGCGGAAGCAAUUAAUUCGGCCCACAAGACAACCAGAGUUUACAUCACGUCGCACCAAGGAUAGCAGUAUCCACAUUGUACGGCCGGAAAAGCUGCCCGAUGGAUACCUCCCAUCAACCCCAAUGACGGCAAAUUCCAAAAUUAUUGAAAUUAAGGCAAAUACAGCAAAAAAUGCCUCGAGAAGAGCCAAGAGAUCCUCCCGGCAUCCAAAUAAUGUUGUAAUUGAGCCAUCGGCACUCAUUGGAGCCAUUCCCCUGAAUGUAACAAUUGCCGAAGAUGGUGGAGGACCAAUUGUUACCUUCCUGCAGAAGCUUUUUGGCAUGCAGCUUGGCAAGGAGAGUUCAGAUCCGCAAAAAUGGAUUUCCCUCCCAAGUUUGGAAUUCCUAAAUCUCGCCAUAGCCAUUAUGAUUUGGUCAGUACGCUACCCUGCUGUCUUCUGGGGAACAUCCAAAUCCUUUGCAAUAAUCUUCAGUUUUCAAAUGCUCGCAAAUGGUUGCACCAUCCUCUUGGACUUUGUUGGUUGCUCCGUGCUGUACAAGAUUGAAAUAAUGGAGCCACCACCACCACUCAAAACACCCGGAUUGCUCCUAAAUGAUACAGUGACAGUGUCACUGUUUACUCUCUCAACAAUACUCAUCAUGUCAUCAUCUCUCGUGCUGUACCUCUAUGGGCAUGGGAAGUUGGCAACAAAGAUGCGCGAGAGGAAGGUGAUCUCAACCAAGAGUGGUGAUACUUGGUCGUACUUUGCCCACUGCGCAUCCCUUUGCUUUGUCCUGGCCCUUUCAGUGGUCAAAGCACCCAUUCUUCAUGAUCUCAGUGCUACCUACAAGGGUAGCUUAGACAGGGUUGUUCUUGUUUCUGCUCUUGCAUCGGUGGUUCAUCUCUUCCUGUGGGUUAUGCUGUGGCUAAUGUUGACGGCAAAGCGUCGUUGGGCCUUCAAAUUGCCACCACUUGAACACAUUGCGGGGGCUAAGGGUGCCACGGAGCCCCUCUUGAUGGCCUCUCAUCGUGGCGGGAGUGUCAUGGCGGGUGCCCCGGGGCAGAGUUUACUCGCCACCAGCGGCGGGGGGAAUUGUGGGGCAAAUGGUGGCGAAGAGACCAUCUACUGGCCAAAGCUCACACCAAGUUCACCAAAGCUCAAAGUCACCUUCAAUGAAGUACCGAGUACGUCACCCCCGCAGAAUGUGGGUGGUGAACACGACGGCAAGCGCAAUAAGGCCCGUGGAGCCACGGUAUGUGUCCCCCCUCUUACGGGGGAGGCUGAUGACGGAGAUUACGCCACCCUGAGAGGCCCCACAGGGGAUCUCCUCCACUUGAGCGAUCUCACAGCUCAAGAUAUUGUAGAUGAUAAUACGUCCGAAGAGGGCAAGUUGCUGGAGAGUGUACGAGAUGACAGCGUAACGUAUGCUUCCACGAGAGACUUGGAGCCUCCUGUGGAGCAGAUGGUUAGUCCUCUUGCUCCAGUAACAGUCACAGUUCACACCAAUGAAGCUCACAUAACAUCGAGCUCAACACCUCGAUGCCUGAGACGUGCAGACUCAGGUGUUCCAAAUGAGGCCCUCACACCCCGUUCAGACACAACAUCCACCGAAGAGUCCGCCUCACCGCCCGAUCGUGCGCCCUCGGAGACCUCCAGUGGGGUCCAUUCGGGUGAGGAGCGUGAUCUCUCAGAAGUUACCAUCAGACCACGUCCUGGUUCAGCCAAAGUAGCCACCAAACCCAUUCCACCGGCAAUUGAGGAGGAGCCCUUCAGUCGUUCCACCAACAUGCGAAUGUCCAGCUUUGCAGCCGAUGGCCUACGCACAAGUAGUGCAACACUCCCCCUAACACGAGCCAUUUCGGAGCCACCAAUGAUGGAGUACCCGCACUGCAGUACAAUGCCCCUCCCUGUGGGAUGCCAUCAGCAAAUUCAGAAUCUCCGUCAGCACUCCAUCACACCCAAUUCACAGUCAAAGACCCAACUGAUGCACACAACCCUCCCGAAUGGAAUUCGGCAGUUUACGACGCAAAAUCAAUUCCUCAUGCGGCGCCUUCCGCACGUCCGGACGGCUGAGUCCCCAUAUGGGAUUCUGGGACUCGGGAGUGGGCAUCACACCUUCUCGAAGCUCCUCCAUGAACCCCUAACGGUGAUGCCAAUCCCGGAAGAUAGGGAUUCAGCCAAUUACUCCAUUAUCUCUGAGCAGGAUAUCUACAUCACCCACUAGGGAACGGUUUUGCGGAAAAUUAAUAAAUUGUGGAAUUCCUGAGACCUCCACUAGAAUCUCUAUUUUGAACCUCAAAAGGGCUUCUGCUUUUGGGAAUCCAUUGAGGUAAGUUUGGGGCAUUUAAUUUAGCUGCGAGAUGCUCUUGUUUGUUUUUUUUUUCUUGAAAAAUUAAAUCAGGAUUAAGGGAUCGAUUCUGAUAAAAAUCUUUUAUUGUUUAACAACUUAAAAGAUUUGUGAGAUUUUUAUAGAAUUUAUUAUCCCAGAAAACAAUCAGAAAGAUCUUUAGAGAUUUUUCCCAGAAUAUCAAAAAUUUUAUAACUGUUAAAAUUUUUAUCAGAAUCCACUCCAAAGGUUCAUAAAGUAGAUUAGAAAUUAAUUCAAUUUAAUUGAUUUUAUUUAAUAGUUUUUCAUUAAAAAAAAACAUCAUUAAACAAUAGAGAAAAAGAUAUAAGAAUUUCCUUUAAAAAUUUUUGGGGAAAAAGAUUUGGAAAAUACUUUUUUUUUAAGUAAAUCCGAAUUACAAAACAUCAGAUAAAUAAUUUUUUAAAGUUUUAAAAAAGAAAGUUAAACUGUACAAAAAAAAUUGGAGGAAUUUUCUUUAAAAAUCUUUAGGGAGGAAGUUUUAAAAAUAAUUGAAAGAAAAAAACAUUAAAUAGAAACUUCUAAAGUCUUUAAAAAAAGCGUUAAAUUCAAACUGAAAAAUUGGAGGAAUUUUCUUCGAGAAUCUUUGAGGAAAAAGAGGAAAAUCAUGCAAAAAUUCUUCCUCGAAAAGAUCUAAAAAACAAAGAACUUUAAAAAAAAAUCAAUGAGCAUCUAUCAGCUGCAUUAACUAGGUAGGAGCCUACGAACCCCCUCCCUCUAAAAAUAAACGAUUCACUGCCCUUUUAUUGUAAAAAAAAAAAAAACAAAAAAGAAAUUAAUUCAAUCCAUCAGGAAGGAAAUGAAAGUCCUUUCGCAACUUUACAUUAGCGCAAAAACUUAUUUAAAAAAAAAAGUAUAUUAAAGCAAAAUCUAUCUUAUAAAAUAUUUUUAAGAAAAUAGAAACUAUUGUAGAAAGAUUAUGAGAGAAUUUGAGACAAAAAGAAAAUUUUUUUUUGGAAUUUUCCAAUCAAAUUUCAAAGAAUUGAAGGGAAAUUUCAAUGAAAAAGAAUUUGCAAAAAAAAAGAAUUUCAAAUGAUCUUUGAAAACAAAAAUCUAAAAACUAUCUUCGCUUAGAACCACCCCACCUUGUGACUCUAAAUAACUGCUUUUUAUAAGACUUUUUAGAAGGAAGAAAAAGAAAUGAAAACUUUUUUCACUAAACUACGCUUCUACGGCUUACUAAACUGCUUGUAAAUAGAUUUAAAACAAAAUUGUGAAGGGUAUUCAGUAAAAGAAUUUAGAAGAAAAAAAAACAACAAUGUUAAGCCAAAAAAUAUUUUUAAAAAAACAUCAAAGAGGAUUUAUUGUGGAAAGAUUUUUUUUUAAUAAUUGUUUUGAGAUUUGCAAGAUUUUAACAAAAUUCUUUUAAAAAGUUCUGAUGAAUUUUUUUUUAUUAAGAAAUAUUCCUAAAAAAAAUUAAGAAGUUUUGUUUCUAUUGAAAAUCUUUUUUUUUUUUAGACUAAAAACAAGUGAUCAAGAUUAUUUUUUUGCAAUAAAUUCUCUUUGAUAGAAAGCUGCAAAAUAGAAAUUGAAAGAAAAUAAAUUACAAAUUCACAAAAAAUAACAUAAAAUAUUCAUAUACACACCACACACCCUCUAUAAAUCUAUUUACUUUAGAUAUACAUACAAUAUAUACCUAUAUAUACUGCCUAGCUGAUGAUAUAUAUAUCACACAAGGCCCCAAAAAGAAAAAUUUUAUCACAGAAAAUAGAAAAAAAAAACAUAUUUAAAAAGAAAAUUAAUCUGAAUGUCAAAAAAAUGAAAAGAAACGCUGGAACCACUUUUAAGCAUAUCCCCGAGGAACCAUAUCUAAGCUUACACGGUAUUUAGCAUAAUGAAGUAAAAAAAAAAACAAAAUAUGUAUAUGAACGCACGCAUUAUUUGCAAAUAAAUAAACAAGAAAGAUUUAUAAGAAAAAAAUUUUUAUAUCGCAUUUUGAGCUGCAUUUUUAUGAUGAAAAAAUAAACCUUUUUAGAUGAAUCUUUUGUAGUUGGAGCAUUUUCUACAAUUUUUUCUAUUUUUCCACGAUAUAUUGAAAAACGCAAAUUGUUGCAAAAUAAGAAUAAAAAAACGCAACAGUUAAAAUGUAAGAGAAAAUAAAACUGAAGAUAAAAAAAACCAAAAGACAAUAGAUAUUGAUGAAAAAUGAGGAUUUUUUAAAUUAAAGAAAAAAAACGGUGGAAAAGAAUUUACAGUGUUUUUUAUUAAUUAUUAUGUGUUAACUAAUAUAAAUUGAAAAGAAAAUUAAUUGUAAAUAUUUUUUUUGUAGUAUUUCUAAUUUAUGAUAAAAAAAACAUUAAGAAUCUUAUCACAAUCCCUCGAGAAAGCUGCAAAAGACUGAUUAGAAAAUAUUGUUUUCUCUCAUUUCUUUAAAGCAAUUUCAGACAAACAAUAAAAUUUAUUAUUAUUUCAGACGAAUUUUGAAAUAAAAUUAAGAAAAAAAACAAAAAAACAUUUUUUUAAAGAAAGCUAUUUGGCAAUUAUCCGUUUGCAAAAACAAAAUACUGCCAAUAAAUUCAAAUGAAGGAAUCUUUUUAAAAACGCAUUUUUAUGUGUUGAAAAAUAAAUAUUUGUACAGGAUACCAUAAAAUAUGUAUAAGAAUAAGAUAAAUUAAAUUAAAAAAAAUAUUAUUAAAAUAUACAAAAAAAUGAUGAAGUAGGAAAUAUUAAUAAUUAAUACAUGUAUGUAAAACCUCUGUAUUGACGAUUAACUUAAAUGUUUUGUAUAUUUAAAUAAAUUAUUACAAAAUAUAAAAAUGUUUUCUUCU
Molecule: messenger RNA, 7152 nt
Organism: Lutzomyia longipalpis
Lineage: Eukaryota; Metazoa; Arthropoda; Insecta; Diptera; Psychodidae
Gene: tinc
Product: protein tincar
Exons: 12
Coding region: 803-4243 (1146 amino acids)
Source: RefSeq, a predicted model, not a curated record